Mauremys reevesii (Reeves's turtle) is the source of this 1095-nucleotide messenger RNA. RefSeq lists its product as uncharacterized. The record is from RefSeq and is a predicted model, not a curated record. NCBI's taxonomy places the organism in Eukaryota, Metazoa, Chordata, Testudines, Geoemydidae. Bases 103 to 1095 code for a protein of 330 amino acids. The transcript is spliced from 4 exons.
AGAAUGGGGCUAUAAGAAGAGGGGCUGGGAGCUGAGAGCCCAUCACUGGGGAUCCGGUAUGAGCAUCUGUCAGUGAGUGACGGCACCUCCUACUCCUGGCCCAUGGAAACCAUGGUGUCGGGACGGAUGCCCAGGGCUGGACUCCUGCUGCUGCCCCUUCUCCUCUGCUUCGGGCCAGAGACUGUCGGGAGCAUCAACCCGUCCGCGCUCAGAGAGACUGUGGAUCAUGUAGAUAAGGAUGGGUUGGCUGUUGAAUACGCCUUCGCCGUCAGCCUGCAGAAAGCCAGUUGUGAGAACCCAUCUGGUCUGGAACAGGUGCUGCGCAGGAACAAGCUGCGGGACAUGCAGGCGGCCAUCAACCCAGAGGGUGUCCUGUACGACCCAGAUGAAGGGCCCAUUGUGGCUGCCCGGAUGCAGCGCCUGGGCAGGGCGGGGGAACACGCCGAGUUACGCCUGCUCCAGGGCGACCGGAACAGCCCCGUGCAGAAGCUCCUGGCCCGGACCUACAACGAGAGAAGCUGCCUGAUCUUCUUCACCGUCCGCUCGCCCUGUGCGGGGACGUGCCUGCUGGUGAAGAGGCCCCACAACAUCCUACAGAUGGUGAGCGACACCUUCCGCCCCAUCGACCACAACUACAAGGCCUUCAUCUUCCGGCAGAUCUACCGUCAGGACCGGGACCUAGAUCCCCAAAGCCUGCUGGAGGCCUGGCACCAGCUGCCCAACGUGCCCCUGCUGCGCUGUGACACCAACGGCUGCAGGGACUGCAGAGGGAACGACCCCAAAACCGACCCCAACACCUGCCUGGAUGAGAUUCGAGCCAUGAGGCAGCCGCUGCACCCAUCUGGCAGGGGGCAGAAGGAAGAGCAGGGGGCAGAGGGGAGAUGUGGGAGGCCUCGCAGCCUCCCUGGCAGUGCCCCCUUCAUCGGGCCAGGACUGGCCCCCACGUUUUGCCUGGGGCUCCCCCUGAGUCCAGACCCCUGGCAGAGUCACCCCCUUGGGAGCGAGGCCGGGCAGCCUUUGCCAGACACCCAGCUCGCUAUGGAUGAACCUGGCCAUCGGCUGCCAUCUACUGGUGAGGUGGAGGUAGACUCUUGA